Molecule: messenger RNA, 3117 nt
Organism: Mercurialis annua (annual mercury)
Lineage: Eukaryota; Viridiplantae; Streptophyta; Magnoliopsida; Malpighiales; Euphorbiaceae
Product: protein GRIP
Exons: 22
Coding region: 418-2817 (799 amino acids)
Biological process (GO): reciprocal meiotic recombination
Source: RefSeq, a predicted model, not a curated record
CGUAAAAAAAAGAAGAGAAACCUGGGCUUGUGAGCCAGUCAGGAAACGGCAACGUUUUCAGUUGUCCCCCUCGCGCGCUACGACUUAGCGUUAGAUCCAAUCAUACAACUCAACUCAACUCAACUCAAUUCAAUUCAAUUCCCUAAUUGAAAGAAACGAUUAGGGAUUUGAUUUGAUUUGAUCUCUUACUCUACGCCACUUGAACAGGACAGUAACUCAUAGUAAUUCGUGAAAUUUCUUAUCCCUGGUAAUAGUAUGUUUUUCCCGGGAUAGAGUUCAGAAAUUGAUUGAUGCAGAGAAUCUCAAAGGGUGUGUUAUGAUUUUUGUUGAGAAUCACAACAGGAUUUUAAAGAAGAAGGUCAGUUGAUUGCGGUUGAGAAGAUAAGGAAGGAACAGAGGCGGUUACCAGAAUCAAAUAUGUCAAAAGAUGAACGCAAUGUUGUCGAAGUACCAGAAGCUCACACGCAUGAAGCUUCUUUAGAUGAUGAAAAACAGUUGUCUGAUAUGGACAAUGGGAAGAAUGUGAAUGCUGCUAAGGAAAAUGGGCUGCACGGUAACACUCUGUCGGCGGAGAAUACAUACGAGCAGCUUGUUGAGAUGGUUGUUGAGCUAAGGUUUCAGAAUGAGUUCUUGAAGUCUCAGUUUGACAGUUUGAAAGAUCUUCAGUUGGCACCUGAUGAAUCUCAACAGAGAACUGAAACAAGUGAUCAGGGAUCUGCGGGACCUUCUGAGGUGGAUGAACUCCGUAAAAAGAUCGAGUCUAUGAGUUUAGAACUUGAUGAAGAAAAACAACUACGUAGCGUAAUGGAGGAGGCUUUGAGGCAUCUUCGAGAGGCACAUUCUGAAGCAGAUUCAAAAUCCCAAGAGCUUUCUGCAAAGCUUGCUCAAGCUCAACAGAAGUUAGAUCAAGAAUUAAAAGAGCGUGAAGAGAAGUACACUGAACUUGAUUCUAAAUUUCAAAGGCUUCAUAAGCGAGCAAAACAACGUAUUCAGGAGGUUCAGAAGGAAAAAGAUGAUCUUGAAGCUCGUUUUCAUAAUGUAAAUGAAGCCGCUGAGAAAGCAUUAUCCCAGCAGUCAGCUCUGCAGCAGGAGCUGGAGCGCACAAGGCAACAAGCAAAUGAUGCAUUGAAAGCAAUGGAUGCAGAGCGGCAACAAUUAAGAAGUGCAAACAAUAAACUCCGUGACAAUAUUGAGGAAUUGCGCCGUUCAUUUCAACCUAAAGAGUAUGCUCUCGAGGCACUACAGCAGACACUUCUAGAGAAAGAACAGAUGUUGGAAGACAUGAAAGGUUUACUACAAUCUGCAGAAGAGAAAAGACAAGCCUUAGUAGCUGAGCUCACUGCUAAACAUCAUAAGAAUGUAGAGAAUUUGGAAGGUCAACUUGCUGAAACUGUAGCUGAUAGAAAUAAGGCUACUGAAAUAAUUUCUUCGCUUCAGGUGCUAAUAGCAGAGAAAGAGUCUAAAAUUGCAGAAAUGGAUGCUGCUUCAACUGGUGAAGCAGCACGGCUUAGAGCUGCUUUGGAAAGUGUCAAAGGAGAGAUUGCUCAACUAAACCAUGAGCAUGAAAAAGAAAAAGAAAGCUGGGAAACUGCCUCCCAGGCACUUAAAAUGAAACUGGAAAUUGCUGAGAGCAGCUGCAUACGAGCCGAAAUAGAAGCAGCUAAAAUGAGAAGCAAGCUGGAAUCAGAAGUGACUGUACAAAGCCAGAUGCUAAGUAAAAAAGCUUGUGAGCUAUUGGCUGCUAAAGAGGAGAUAAAUCGCCUUGAGAGUGAAUUCUCCUCAUACAAGGUUCGCGCUCAUGCACUUCUCCAGAAAAAAGAUGCAGAGCUAAUUGCAGCUAAGGACUCUGAACAACUUAAAGCUCUGGAAGAAGCACUACAAGAGGCUGAAAGAGAACUAUCCUCAGUAUCUUCAGAAAGGGAUAAAGCUCUUCAGGAUCUUCAGAAUGUACUGGCUAAUCGUGAUAAAGAACUUGCAGAGAGCGAUGCAGCUCUUAAGGAGGCCAAGCAGCAGAUCAAAAACAUAGAAACAAAACUUGAUUCUGCAAAUGCUCGCCGCCAGUUAGAGAAAGAAGAAUUGGAGAUAAACCUUCAAAAUUUGGAAGAAACCUGGCGAAUGAGAUACGAGGCACUAAAGGCAGAAAAGGAAGCAUCUUCUGGUCAAGAAUUACAAAAAGAAUUAGAAGAGUUUAAACUAAUGUUCAAAAAACUGAAGCAAGAGCAUGAUUCAUUCCGUGAUCUCGCUGAUAGAAUGAUUGGGGAGAAGGACAAAGAAAUAUCAAAGCUAGUUGAUGAUAAUAAGAACCUUCGCCAUUCUCUGGAUUCGAGACCACAAGCUGAUCAUAUUGAAAAUAACAUUUCAGCAUUGAAGAAACAGGACACAUCAAAUCUGAGCACAUCUUCCGCAGAACAGCAGAUUCUGAUUUUGGCAAGGCAACAAGCUCAAAGAGAGGAAGAAUUGUCACAAUCACAGCGGCAUAUUUUGGCACUUCAAGAGGAAAUUGAGGAACUUGAGCGUGAAAAUCGUCUACACAGCCAACAGGAAGCCAUGUUGAAAGCUGAGCUACGUAACAUGGAAAGGACAGAGAAAAGGGAAGGGGUAGAUCUGACAUAUUUGAAAAAUAUAAUUUUAAAGCUUCUUGAAACAGGUGAAGUGGAGGCGCUAUUGCCUGUGGUCGCAAUGCUUCUACAAUUUAGCCCUGAAGAGGUAGUAAAAUGUCAACAAGCAUACCGCACAUCUAAAGAAGCUCCGCCAAGUCCAGCAAGUGAUUCAUCUGGAUCGGGGCUCGCUCUUUUCUCAAGAUUCUCAUUUUCAUGAUACCCAGAGGGGAUUCUAUAUGAUUCUUUUGCCGUGCGGCUUGCAGAUCUGGAGCGGAGACGGUACCUGGCAGUAUGUAUUCUUUUUGUAACAACAGUUCUUUUUUGUCUUUUUGAUGCAACUAUUUUGUAAAAAAAAAGAUCACAUGAAAUUUAUACAAUAAACUAGGAAAGGAAGAAAAUCUUGUUGAAAAUCCAAUGUAGAGUCAGCAAAGUGAGAAAGAAAAACUGGUUGGAUAAAUUUGUGUUGCCUAAAAUUUGUUAAGAAGCAAAGUAAUGUCUUAGUUGUUCAAUUGCAUAA